Molecule: messenger RNA, 526 nt
Organism: Bipolaris sorokiniana ND90Pr
Lineage: Eukaryota; Fungi; Ascomycota; Dothideomycetes; Pleosporales; Pleosporaceae
Exons: 1
Coding region: 135-485 (116 amino acids)
Source: RefSeq, a predicted model, not a curated record
AACCGCUUGACAAGCUUCUCCAACACUCCUACUCAAUUGUGCUCAACUGCUUGAUCUUUAACGCACAAACACUUGCAUCAUGGCUGAAGACACUCCGACUUUCCGCUUCAUGGAUAUGCCCCGCCAGAUCCGGGAUGAAGUACACAGUCAUCUGCUGUGCGCGUACGAAGCCCCCUACAUAUGAUAAGUGGGGAUAUGCUAGUCUGAGAGACGAGCCUACUCUGACCUUUUUUGAGCACUCCAUUGAUACGGCUAUCUUGCGCACUAACAGCCAGAUUCACCACGAGGCCUAUGAUAUCAUGGUGAAACCUAAUCGUUUCAUUCGACUCAACUGCGCAAUGUAUAUGCCUUUUCUCAAGGGCUUUUCAGGUCAUGAUAUGCCAACUAUAGUAAGUGGACCCGCUGUAGAACAAUUCAAAGGGUUAACCUAUUUUACCUUUCUCUCUCGGCAAAAGAGACAUGGACAGAUGCCAUUAGUAAUCUAGCAGCAGUAUUUCCAGUCGUAUUUAAUCACUGCAGUAUUCUA